Molecule: messenger RNA, 3330 nt
Organism: Ipomoea nil (Japanese morning glory)
Lineage: Eukaryota; Viridiplantae; Streptophyta; Magnoliopsida; Solanales; Convolvulaceae
Exons: 8
Coding region: 266-2866 (866 amino acids)
Source: RefSeq, a predicted model, not a curated record
GCGAUGGCUUGUUGAAGAGAAAUGCUCAUAAUCACAACUCACGAGUACCUCUCUCUCACAUGUGCAAGCUCCCCAAUCUUCAUCACUUCUUGCUGGCUACCUCCCUCUCUUUGAUAUUUCCAGGUCACCUCUAAAAAGAAAGAAAAAAGGUUUCUGGAAAUGUGAGUAUCACGUUCUGGGAACACCAAUAUUAACUUCUUCCCCACACCCAUUUCGCCGUUUCUCCGGUCCCAAGCCGUAGACUUCUUCUUCUUCUUUUUCCCAGAUGGAUUCCAGUGCCCUUCUUGACUAUGCUCUGUUGAAGCUCACUCCAACCAGGACAAGAUGCGAUCUUGUGGUGGUUUCUGGGGGGAAAACUGAGAAGUUGGCUUCUGGGUUGGUGGAGCCUUUCAUUGCUCACUUGAAGUUUGCUAAAGAUCAGAUUCCCAAAGGUGGGUAUUCAAUAGCCCUGCGCCCACCCUCCUCUGCAGCCUCCUGGUUCACUAAAGCCACAUUUCAAAGAUUUGUACGCUUUGUUAGUACGCCUGAGAUUCUUGAGAGAUUUAUGCGAUUAGAGAAAGAGAUUUUGCAGAUUGAGAGCUCCAUUGAAUCCAACACCAUUUCAAAAUCAAGUUCAGAUGAAGGGACGCCACCGGCUAAGUCAAAAGGUGAAGUUGAUGGAGAUGAAAGUACUGCAGCAAAGGAAAACUCGAAGUUUCGCCUCCAAUGUCUUUUGGACACUCGUAAAGCAUUGCUCAGGAAAGAGCAAGCGAUGGCUUAUGCUCGUGCCACAGUAGCGGGAUUUGAAGUGGAGCAGAUGGAUGAUCUCAUAUGCUUCGCUAAUGCUUUUGGUGCCUCGCGUCUAAGGGAGGCGUGCAUUGAUUUCGUGGAGCUUUACAAGCAAAAACACACCGAUUGCCAAUGGAUGGAUGAGGUAACAGCAAUGAAGGCGUGCUCCCCAGCAGAGCUCUCGUUUCUGGGGAAUUCAGGGGUUGUAUUAGCUUGUGAUAACGGUAACGGGUCACUUGUGCGCACUAGCUCCUUGGAUACCUCGUCUGAUUCAAAGGAAAGCCAGCUCGACGGGGUUGGAGAUAAUACGAAAGCUCAGAUGCAGAUGCCAUGGCCAAAUCAAAUGCCACCUUAUAUGUACAAUUUCCCGGGCCCUGUUCCACCGAUGUCUUUCCCUGGUAUGCAUCAUGUACCGCCAUAUUAUCCAGGGCAUAUGCACUGGGCGCAAACUGUGGAUGAUGCAACUAAUGGUCUUGCACGAGAGAAUAGUCGUAAACAUCAUCACAAGUCGUCGAGGAAAAAGGAAAAGGUUUCUCAUUCAGACGCUCCUGAAAGUUCAGAAGAUGAAAACAUUACAUUGACCAACUCGGAUUCCGAAACGGAUUCAGAUGAAUCGGGGAAGGAUGAAAAAGAGCAUUUGUCAAGGCAGCAGACGCAUGGUAGGAAGCACAAGAAGAAAUCCUCGAAAACAGUUGUCAUCCGUAAUAUCAACUAUAUUACCUCGAAGCGGAGGGAUGGUGGAUUUGAUGACUCUUCUUCACUCGAAACCACGUCGCUCGAUGAGGAUUCUAUCAAGCAGCAGGUGGAUGAUGCAAUAUCGGUAUUAGAACAAGGCCACAACAAAAAGACGCAUAAACACAGCAAUAGAGGACAUCAGGAUUCCAAACCUCAGAAUGGACCGAAUGGUGGUUUCGAAAACUGGGAUGCUUUCCAAAACAUUCUGAUGAGUCGGGAAGACGAGGAGAAGCAAACUGUAUCCUUCAACGGUGAAGACUGUAUGAUUAAAAAUUCUGAUGACGGAGUCACAAAUGGCCAUGCUGUUAACUUGGAAUCUGAGAAAGUUAAGAGGAAACAUUUGCUUUCUGAUGAUUCUGUUAUUGUGACAGAAAGAAACGGAGCACAUACCGGGGAUGCUGGCACAAUUGAUUUUGCAAAUGGCGAGGAUAUCCGUCCCGGUAUGAAAAGACGGGAGUCUGAGAAUGUGCAGUUUUUGUUGCCUCAAACUAGGGAAGGAUCAGGCAGCACUACUCUCGGAACUGCAUCUGACUUUGCUGUGGAAUCAUGCACCAUCAGAAACAAGAGUGGCGAUGAUUGGUUCGUUGCCAAUAAGCCCGGGAAUUUUGAAAGACAAGGGGCUAAAGAUAUGAUAUUUGAAAACGGAGACAGCUUAAGUGAUAGAGAAGCUAAUAAAAGAGCUACUGCAAUUGAUGAUUCUUUCAUAAUACAAUCCCGAUCAAUGUCAGAUGACCAAUGCAGUUCUCAGUGGAAAACCGACAUUAACAUGGAUGCAGACUUCAUUACAGCAGCACAGCCUGAAAAUAGUGAUCCCGUUGUUUCGCAAACCAAGCCUAGUAGCGGUGAACCUAAUGAUCUGUGUGUAGUGCUUGCACGGGAUCCCAGUAUGGAGUCUGCCGAGGUGUCUUGGAUGCCAGAAUUGGAUUAUGAGAUGGAAGCUUCUUUUGCGGGGAUCAAUAAAAGCUCCCCUGCUACUGAAGAAAGUUCUCCCGUUAAGGGUGUCAAGAAAAGUAAUAAGAAGGAUAUGAGUCCUUCAACAAAGACGCCAGCAAAGGAUACAAAGUCUAAGUUAUCUCCAGGAUACCUCUCAAGAAGUAGGAUUGACGCUUUAUCAAAAAGCAAGAAGAUGUCUCCGACAAAUAAGCUGGGAGUCCAAAAGAGCAAAUUAGAAAGGGAGGAAGAAGCUCGUAAAAGGAUGGAAGAGCUGGCGCUUGAAAGGCAGAAAAGAAUUGCCGAAAGGACUGCUGCCAGUGGUCUUACCCCAUCGCCAUCCAAAAAAGUCCUAGCCGGCAGUAAAACAGCUUCUCCGAAGCUGGAAAAGCACAGGGUUCAACCUAGUAACUCCCGCGUCAAAGCAUCCUAGACCUCCUACUGAGAAUGUAAAGAUCGAAACUUCCUGAGAUUUGGCUAAACAUGGACACGAAACACUUCUCCUAUGAUCCUAAAUCCCAGAAAUUCUUCCUCUUCAUUGAAUGCCCAUCAACGUGUGCUUGUUCCUGCAAAAACAUUCUCACCAAGUCCCGUCAUUGUAAGUUGUUUCCAGUCCUCUUUUUUGUUGGUUGAGCCAAGAUUUGCACUGCCAGUUUACCCAUUCUUACAAUGUAAAUCUAUGAAUGUAAAGUUGUUGGUCCAAUAAUACAUGUAAUGAUUAUUCUUGUUUCCAUAUCUAGAAGGAUAUGAUAAGCUUUGGAUAUUACCAGGCAAUUUAUUUGUGUUAUUGCAGGCUUCCUUAGCAGCCUGAUUGUUAUUUAUUUAUUUAUAAUAAAAUGUGUGAAACAUUUUGUAUAUUUGUUAGACUUAAAGAAAUAUGAAUUGUUUUUUGCUAUU